GGUGCCCUGAGCGCAGCUAAGACAGCUUUACAAAUGACAGCAACAUGGCAGCUUUUAGUGAUUCCCUUGCUGUUGUAUCUUGGCCCAAGUGUUGCCAAUCCCAUAGCCCCCGUAACCAAAUUUAUUAUAUUGCACAACAAUGAUAUGCACGCCAGAUUUGAGCAGACCAAUAUUAAUGGAGGCAGCUGCAGCAAGGAGCAAGCCGAGCAGAACAAAUGCUAUGGCGGCUUUGCACGCGUGGCACAUGAAGUGCGUAGACAUCGCGAGGAGGCUAAGAAUGGAGGCACUGCUGUGCUUUAUCUAAAUGCUGGGGACACCUAUACGGGCACCAACUGGUUUGCCGUCUUCAAAGACAAAAUGGUCAGCGCUUUUCUUAACAAACUGCAACCGGAUGCUAGUUCCCUAGGCAACCAUGAGUUUGAUGAGAGCGUACAAGGUCUCAUACCUUUUCUCAAUGCUGUUAACUUUCCUGUGCUGGCCUGCAAUCUGGACUUGUCGCUCGAGCCAGAACUGGCAGCUACCCACCUAAGCAACUCCACGAUUCUGCAAGUCAAUGGCGCUAAAAUAGGCAUCAUUGGUUAUCUGACGCCAAAAACUAAAGAGGACACGUUCAGCAACGUGGUAUUCGAAGAGGAGAUCAUAGCUAUCAAUGCGGAAGCAGCGCGACUCAAGGCUAAAGGUAUUAAUAUUAUUAUUGCUUUGGGUCAUUCGGGUUACUUAAAGGAUCAGCAGAUUGCCAAGAACUGCCCCGAAGUGGAUUUAGUCAUCGGUGGACACUCGCACACGUAUCUGGAAUCAAACAAACCCAUUGCUGCGUUUGAUGAUACUGCAUCCGAAGCUAAUCGUGGUCCUUUUCCCACUGUAGUGGAGCAGCCAAGUGGCAAGAAGGUGCCCGUGGUGCAAGCUUUUGCUUAUACCAAGUAUUUGGGCAAGCUGCAUGUACAGUUCGAUGUUGAAGGCAAUCUGGUUGAGUGUGACGGUGCGCCUUUAGCACUGAAUGCAACCAUUGCACAGGAUCAGGAUAUACUGGAUUUGCUCGAGAUUUACCGUCCAAAUGUUACAGCUCAUGGACAACGCAUUGUUGGCCAUAGCAAAGUGUUUUUGGAAGGCGGCGGAGUAUGUCGCCUGAGAGAAUGUAAUCUGGGCAAUGUUAUAGCCGACUCAAUGGUUUAUGCGCGCAUGAAAGAAAACAAGAGUAUGGAGUAUUGGACUGAUGCUGCAGUUGCUCUUAUACAAGGCGGUGGCAUACGCACCUCUGUGCUUAGAAACAGCGCAGAUUCAAUCAACUUUGGCGAUAUAGUUGACAUCAUGCCUUUCAAGCUGCGUUUGCUGGUCACCCGCAUAACUGGAAAGACACUGCUCAAUAUUCUCGAGCACUCCGCUGCAGUGCGCACUACAGAUUCCAAAGGCGGCUUCCUGCAGUUCUCCGGACUUCAAGUGGUCUAUGACUUUGGCAGAGCCGCCGGCAAUCGUGUGGUGUCCGUUCUUGUUCGCUGUGCUGAGUGUAUUGCACCCUCCUAUAGUCCACUUAACACUACCGCUGAAUAUAAUAUAGUUGUAACGGAUUUUCUUUUACGUGGUGGCGAUGGAUUUGUGUUCUCUGAAACGCCAACGGAAACGUAUACGGAAUUCUUGCAGAAAGGCGAUCAAGCUGCCUUGGAACAAUAUUUUCAAGAUCACAAUUUUGUCUACCCUGGCAUCGAGAAUAGAAUAAUAAUUAGAAAUUCGACCACAUUCUAAAUAAAACUCUAAAGCCCCAUAAAUUCAUUAUGCGCUUGAUCAGGUUGUUCAGCGGACUUGGCGAUAAAAUUAUUAUUAAUGAUUAUUAAGUUUGUAGGCACUUUAAUAUUGUAAAUAUAUGUAUAAAAAUAUAACAUUUU
Messenger RNA from Drosophila busckii, 1880 nucleotides. Its product is annotated as protein 5NUC-like. Bases 34 to 1740 code for a protein of 568 amino acids. Gene Ontology annotation, biological process: AMP catabolic process. The transcript is spliced from 7 exons. The record is from RefSeq and is a predicted model, not a curated record. Gene Ontology annotation, cellular component: plasma membrane. Gene Ontology annotation, molecular function: 5'-nucleotidase activity; metal ion binding; nucleotide binding. NCBI's taxonomy places the organism in Eukaryota, Metazoa, Arthropoda, Insecta, Diptera, Drosophilidae.